AUGUUUCCUGUUCUCAUCGACAAUACUUCAGAUUCUCACUCUGCCAGCAUGCAGCCGCCAUCCAACAAGCGAAAACUUUCUCUUUUUACUUCUUCAUGCAAACGCCCAAACCGUUUGUCAUCUUUAUUAUCUUCUUCCCCUUCGUGCUCGAGCUCGAGAAAGUCUGCUCCUACGUGUACUAUCUCGCUCGAAAGUGUCACCAUUAAUUGCUCAGAGUCGUACUGCGUCUACAGCUCGUCGUCUGAUGUCAACUUCAUCCCCUUUCCCACAUCAACCUCCGACUCUGAUUGCGAGCUCGAGCCACAGCCCGAGGUCGGGGUCAAGGUUCGUCGGCGGUCUAUGCAAGCGACGACGCCCCGCUCCAACGAGCGCGUACGUCGAGACUCGCAAUCGCGCCGUCGCAAGGCCCCCUCUACUCGCCACCACGCUCUCCUAUCACCAGCAUCGCACGUAACUCCUCCACCAAAGCGCUUCAAAGGCAAACACUCUGACCUCCGGUUUCUCGCCGUCGUAUGGAGGAGUGUCAAUGUCAGCUUGCAGACGCGAAUGGACGUCGAUGGUCAAGGAGACCUCGAUGCGCAGGACAAGGUGCUUUCAGAGCGGCUAGGGGCGUAUCUCACCGAGCGUGGGUACUCGGAAAAGAAUGAGGAGCACGAAAAUGUUCUUUCGCCGUCGCAGCUGGUCGCUGUGACGACCCUCCGGCGAAAGGAUCGCAGCGUCGUCCGCCCAACAAGGAACAGCGCCGAGCAGCGUAGACGCUCUCCCCUGGCAUCAGCUCAGUCAUCAUCACCAUUAUUAAUGGUUGAUGAUCCAUAG
Molecule: messenger RNA, 816 nt
Organism: Desarmillaria tabescens
Lineage: Eukaryota; Fungi; Basidiomycota; Agaricomycetes; Agaricales; Physalacriaceae
Exons: 1
Coding region: 1-816 (271 amino acids)
Source: RefSeq, a predicted model, not a curated record